This is a messenger RNA of Metarhizium brunneum ARSEF 3297, 1308 nucleotides long. RefSeq names its product Initiation-specific alpha-1,6-mannosyltransferase (gene och1). Lineage: Eukaryota; Fungi; Ascomycota; Sordariomycetes; Hypocreales; Clavicipitaceae. Gene Ontology annotation, cellular component: mannan polymerase complex. The record is from RefSeq and is a predicted model, not a curated record. Gene Ontology annotation, biological process: protein N-linked glycosylation. Gene Ontology annotation, molecular function: alpha-1,6-mannosyltransferase activity.
AUGCUCAUUUCGCCUCGCUUUCUGCGCCUCCGGCCGCGCGUGCUUCUCUUCUCCAGUGUCGUCUUUGGCGUCAUUGUCUUUACUCUUUUUUCCAGGUCGAGCGGGCCCCGGUUUUUGGAUCAAGCGAGCAUUCGCCGGCAGUUUCCCCUGGCAUGGGAGCACAUUCAGCAGUUUAAUCAGCUCAAUCGCACUGCUGGCGGAGCUUGGUUCGUCCCGCCGUCGUGGCAAGGAGACCACCCCGAGCCGGAAAAUAUCCUCGACGCUGCCAAAAUUGCUUCAGAGGCUGCCAAACUCAGCCCCCAGCGACAAGUGCCCUUCUCCAACAUUCCUCUUGUUGUCCAUCAGAAGUGGAACGACGUCGAUUUGAGCCGUUUGAACAGCCAUCUUCUGGGUUACAUCGAACGAUGGCUCGAAUAUUCCGUUUCCGCAAAUGACACCUUUCGCGAGAUGGCGUAUUUCUUCUGGGCCGAUGACGGCGUUGCCUCCUUGGUGGAUAGAUACGAGCCUGAUUUUGUACAAGACUUUGAAACCAUGUUUUCAAGAGUGGAAAAGGUGGACAUUUUCAGGGUUUUGGUGUGCAAGUGGUUUGGUGGUAUUUACGGCGAUGUUGACACCGUACCGCUAAAGCACCCGGCCGACUGGAUUCAAAAGGAGGACAUUACGCAGUGGAUCGAUGAGGAAACUGGCAAGAUGUACGGCAAGAAACUGCCCACGGGUGAUGAUGCGGAUGCCAAGCUUGCGAAUACCAGACCCGUCAACCUCCUCUGGGGCCUCGAGGCGGACACGGACCCGAAUACCAAUCAAUACUGGCGCAUGGGCUACUCGCAUCCUGUUCAGCUGACAAAUUGGGCCAUGGCAUCUGCCCGGCAGCAUCCCAUUCUCCAUCGAUUCCUCGACCGUUUAAAGGACAAGCUGGUGACGGAGAAACAAGCUGCAUUGCAGGCCGACGAUGGCGAGAAACCCAAGGCCCACGAUCCGUUGACGCGUACGGGCCCGGCUGCCGUGACAGAAGCCACCAUUGCCUGGCUCCAGAAGCAAGUCGGGUUGCGGUGGAACGCAUUGACGGGCCUUAGAGAUGGGGGCCGGUCCAAGUUGGCGUCGGAUGUGCUUGUUUUGCCUAUUACUGGCUUUAGCCCCGGCCGUGGCAGUUUCGGCAACAUGGGCUCCAAACCAUAUACCGAUCCAGACGCUCGCCUUGCUCACCACGCCAUGGGAUCGUGGCACAAAUUCGAUGCCCGUGUCGAAUACGGCAAAUUUUGUCGCACGUUUUUCGGCAUGUGCAAGGACUGGAGCAAGAUGCCGUCAUGA